This is a messenger RNA of Penicillium macrosclerotiorum, 2298 nucleotides long. RefSeq names its product chitin synthase D (gene chsD). Lineage: Eukaryota; Fungi; Ascomycota; Eurotiomycetes; Eurotiales; Aspergillaceae. Gene Ontology annotation, molecular function: chitin synthase activity. Bases 1 to 2298 code for a protein of 765 amino acids. The transcript has 3 exons. The record is from RefSeq and is a predicted model, not a curated record. Gene Ontology annotation, cellular component: cell septum; cell periphery.
AUGGUGGCAACUCAGGAUCCAGUACCAGGGGGAAAAUGGCUAGCCAAGGACAUUGUCUACUUGGCGAUCGUUGGCCCUCUGAUGCUGGCUGCUGCAUUCGAAUGGAUCCUCUGGCUCGCAGCCUUCAUCUAUUGUUUGAUCAAAGUCUACCACAAAGCAGACCACUGGACGAUAAAGGUCCUAGCGGUGGUUAACAUUAUCCUCUUCUCUUUACUGCGCCUGGCAUUUCUCCCUGUCAUGGUGGUGACACUUCCCCUACCACCACAAAUCACCCGGUAUUUCCCUCCACAAAUGACUGUGACAUUCCAGUGGUUUGCAUUCUGGUCCUUUUCGGUUCUCCUCACUGGACCUUGGCUGUUCUGCGUGUAUCGACUAGUCACGAGCUCCCUCGGGAGGACAAAAAAAAUCAAGGAAGUUCUUGAUGACAGGACAGCUCCCAAGACUGUUGUUGUCAUGCCAGUCUACAAAGAGGAUGCUAUGAUCUUGAUCAAGGCCAUUGAUUCGGUGGUGGAUUGUGAUUACCCAGCUUCUUGCAUCCACGUCUUUCUUUCCUGGGACGGCGGCUCCGUGGACGAGCCGUAUCUUCGAGUGAUUCAACACCUUGGGAUUCCAAUAUCUCUCAAGAGUUAUCCUCAAAGUAUCGACACAGUUUACAAGGGUGCGCGGAUCACAGUCUCCCGAUUCAAGCAUGGAGGGAAACGACACUGUCAGAAACAAACCUUUAAACUAAUCGACAGAGUGUAUGCUGAGUAUUUGAAGCGACAUGACGAUCUCUUUGUUUUAUUCAUUGACUCUGACUGCAUUCUUGACCGCUAUUGUUUACAGAAUUUUAUGUACGAUAUGGAACUCAAACCAGGAAGCAAGCACAAUAUGUUGGCCAUGACAGGCAUCAUCACGUCAACAACGGAAAAGAAUAGCCUUCUCACGAUUCUACAGGACAUGGAAUAUAUUCAUGGGCAGCUGUUUGAGCGCUCAGUCGAGUCUGGCUGUGGAGCGGUGACUUGUCUUCCCGGUGCAUUGACGAUCCUGCGAUUUUCUGCCUUUCGAAAAAUGGCCAAAUAUUAUUUCGCAGACAAGGCAGAGCAAUGUGACGAUCUCUUUGAUUUCGGUAAAUGCCACUUGGGUGAAGACCGAUGGCUGACCCAUCUCUUCAUGAUCGGCGCCAAAAAGCCCUAUCAGAUCCAGAUGUGUACAGGUGCUUUCUGCAAAACAGAGGCAGUCCAGACAUUUAGCAGUCUUCUCAAGCAACGGCGUCGUUGGUUUCUAGGAUUCAUCACAAACGAGGUCUGCAUGAUCACUGAUAUCCGCUUGUGGGCUCGAUACCCUCUGCUGUGUUUAGUACGCUUCUUGCAGAAUACGAUUCGGACUACCGCAUUGCUGUUCUUCGUUAUGGCCAUCGCUCUUAUCACAACAUCAAAAAAAGUGGACGAUCUUCCAGUCGGCUUCAUUGGUGUGUCUCUAGGACUCAAUUAUCUGUUGAUGUUUUACUUCGGUCUUCAGCUUAAGCGUUUCAAGGCCUGGCUCUACCCCCUUAUGUUCAUUCUGAACCCGUUUUUCAAUUGGCUAUAUAUGGUCUAUGGGAUAUUCACUGCGGGACAACGUACCUGGGGCGGGCCUCGAGCGGAUGCAGCAGCAGCUGAUGCCACUACGACUCCGGGAGAAGCCGUUGAGUUGGCCAAGGCCAAGGGCGACGAGUUAAAUGUCAACGUGGACACAUUUCGCACCAGUAGUGUUCAUCGACGAUCAGUUCCGAUCCGUCCUUCGGAAAACAUCGAAGGUCGCUUUGCUCCUGCAGAGCAACUUCUCGAUGGAUUCUAUGCCAACGCUAAGGAGGUUGGCCCUAUUCAGGCACAGCUAGAGACUCCCCUCCCAACCGUUCCUCGAUUCCAUAUUCCUGGUCAGUUUCGUGAUUCCUUGGAGUCCUUCAGCGGAUCUUCAGAUACUGGAUCGAACUCUGUUUCGUUGCCACAUUAUGUGGAAAGCUUGAUGAGCGAAGAAGACCAGCGCAAGCUCUAUUAUGCACGUCAAGCUCAAGGAUCAACCGGCAUGCCAAUCACAGAGGAUAAGCCUAAUGGUGCAGAAUAUGAUGAAAUGUGGCCUGUGGCCUAUGAGCCUACCUUUGUUGUUCCGGAAGCCACUGAGCUUCGUCCUGCAUGGAGUCACCGAGCCUCGCGUGAUUAUGUCCCUCAUACGCGUACUUCUAGGCAAAAUACGGAUGCCCCAGAAGUUCCGGGGAGAUUGGUGAUAACACCUUCUCGACAUUCGCGAGAUUUUGACAAUGCCGGUGAGAUAGUGUGA